Schistosoma margrebowiei is the source of this 1403-nucleotide messenger RNA. The record is from the annotation of a GenBank genome assembly. NCBI's taxonomy places the organism in Eukaryota, Metazoa, Platyhelminthes, Trematoda, Strigeidida, Schistosomatidae.
CUAUAAUUGCGACCUACACAGUUGGCGCUAUUUAAAGCAAGUUACAUAUUGUAUGGUCGUAUCUACUAACCGUGCGUGUAAUACAAAAUGAAGUUUUCAGCACUAGGCAAGUCUUCACGACCACUAUUCUUGUCAACCCUAGUUUUAUUUGAUGUUGAAACCACGGGAUUACCGUCUGCCAACUUUAAUCCAGAAAUUACAGAAUUAUGUAUGUUGGCUUGUAGUCGAUUCAGUUUGGAGAAUGCCACUGAUGAGCCUAGAGUAGAAAAUAAACUCACACUAUGCUUCAAUCCUACUAGAACUAUUUCAUCGAUAGCAUCCAAAAUCUCCGGUUUAAAUUCUGAUAAUUUGUUCCAUCAGAGGGAUUUUGAUGCUAGUGCAGUGGAUCUUAUUCAGUUGUUUCUUAAUCGAUUGGAUUCACCUGUAUGUUUUAUCGCUCAUAAUGGACUGCGUUUUGACUUUCCAUUGUUGAGAGCUCAAAUAAUGAGUGUCAAAGGAAAAGAUUACAAUCUGAAUGACUCUACAAAUGCACCAAUUAUAUGUACAGACACAUUACCUUUAUUUCGAGAGUUCGCCUCCCAGUUGGCUGGAGUAAAUUCAGAUGAUUCUGGCUUUAUUUCAACUGAUGACCAGUCAUCCACCCCUGUUCCUAUAUCUCAUUCUAGUCCAAUAAAGUUACCUACUACUACAAACAAACAUUCCUUUCACUUAGGUGAUAUACAUGAACGUGUAUUUGGUGAAAAGCAUAAACAUGCUCACAGUGCAGAAGGUGAUUGUAGAGCGAUGCUUCGACUAAUCCAAUAUUUAGGAUCACCUGCUAUCGAUUGGUUACAAUCUCAUUACAUAAAUUUUAAUUCAAUAACACCCAUGUACAGCUUACAGACAUCCGGCACUAGUCGAACUUGUUCUCUGUUCCCUUACCAAAGAACGAAAGUAUAUUCAAAUGUAUCCCUUAGUGAUACCACUUCUCAGUUGGAUAACUUGCAGUUGGAAUAAUACAAAAGCCCUGUAAAUAUAUUUUUAUCAAAAUUACUUUUGAAAUAACUUUUCGGUGUUUUUCUGACUUAUUUUUGGCUAUGUUUUUAUCUAAUUUGACUGACUCGUCGACAAACUUUCAUUUAUUUUUUAUCAAAUACGCACAGUUAUCUACUUAAAACGUUUUAUAUUAUUUAACUUCUUGAUGAUUGAUUCUCAUGCUUGUACUGUCUUUAACCUUUUUAAUCUGCUUAAAUAAAUAUAUCAUGUCAAAAAAAUUAGAUCUCUAUCUCUCCAUGUUCUUUCUGAUAAGUUAUUUCUUUCCACGUCAUUUGUAUUAUUCCUAUAAUCAUGAAGUAACUAAAUGAUUUAAGGUAAUUUUACUGUCAUGUUUAUUGCAGAUUAACGCCUAUUUUUAUUAUAUUUUG